GAAAGCGUGACAAAACAAACCAUUUGUUCGAAUAUUUUUCUCCCCCUGCCGCCUUCAAACUCGUUUAAAGCCGUGCGUGCAAUCGACGACGAAUUUGUGACUGAAAAUUGAGAUCAAGCAGAUUCUUCAGCCAUUUGCCGCCGAGGUUUACUUGAGGUCUUUUCGGUGUUCUAUCUUACGUCAUGUUGCAAUGGAUGGGUGGAUCGAGGCGGAAAGUCACGACGUCAAGAAAAUCAACCCAUAAAAGGCAAAAACAAUAUUUUGAGCAAAGGAAGCGGCAGCAUCAGCACACAGCUGGUUUAGAGGGUUAUGCUGAUGGAAAGCACUCACACACUUCACAUUAUGAAAAUAGAUCGCUCGAUCUUCUGAGCCUGGCCAAUGUAGCAACUGCUGCGGAGGAGCACAAGACCAGGAAUCUUGAUGCAAGGGAUGACUCAGAUGAAGAUGAUUUUUCUUCGAAUAAUCAAGACGCACAUCAUCUUCCUUCCAAUAUCAUCAGUGAAGGCAUUCAUGUGGAUCAGUCUGAAACAAAUGAAGAAAAAACUUCAUUGAACCACGAGUUCGAGGUUGAAUAUUCAAAGAUGUACGCCAGUUUAUGGGAGGUACCAGCCCAUAUACCUGAUCAAUGUGAAGCUUUAGCUGGAAAAGACAACAAACAUUUUGAUUCUUUCAAGUUGCCCAAUACACAUCCGGUAUCUGUCAUUGAUUUGGUUGGUGAUGGUGGUGUGAGCAGUAAUGCAGAAGAAAAUCCAACACAUGCUCAGGAAUCCCAUGUUGCAUUUUCAAUUGAAGGUUUAGGGGAAUUGGAAGCAAAAACUCCAGAUCACUCACCAAAGAUAAAUUGCAGAUCCUUUUUACAUGGUUUUUCUCCCAAAAUGAGGGCAGGGAAAACUUCCAGAUCCAAACACCUGGAAUAUGAUUUUGAUGACUUUGGGUUGGUAGUGGCUGAAUUAUCAUCAAAUAAAUGUUUAUUACAACAGCCUUUGUGCUCCAGGGAUGUGGACAUCUUUGAUGAUCCAGACCAGAAGUUCUUACAGUUUAGAGAGCCCUCGUCAUUCAAUUGGUGUGAAACUAGUUUGCAUGGUGAUGUUGACAAUAAUGAACUCAUCUACAGCAUUCGAGGCCGGGGCAGAAAUUUUCGGAAUGGUCCUAACUACUUAAACAAAAGUGUUGAUCACUUGGGUGUGGUGUAUGACUCUUUUUAUGAGAACUGGAUGGAUCCAGUAGGUUUUGGACCUUUUGGUUAUGAUGAUCAUUAUCAUUGUAAAGAACUGUGGAAGCAGGAUAUUCUGGAUGGCUGGAAUGUACAAAAGAAACGCACCGAAACAACCAGAUAUUUUGGUGAGAGAGAGUCACCUGUUACUAAUCCCAAGCACCAAAUUGUUGAGAACCUUCCCGAUGUCGUAAUCUCUGAUACAAGGUGUCGCAAGCAUCAAAUUAUAGAAGACCUUUCUGAUGUCAUGGUUUCAGAUACAAGGCGGCGUUCCACUCUUGGAGUAGGCAAAGAUGUUAAAGAUUCUGUCAGCUGCUUCUUAACUACGGACACAAGGGAGAGCUUGAGCCUGCUAAGUGAAGAAUCAUGCUCUUCAACUGCUGCCUGAUAAACCCUUAUACCAUUUAGUGAGAGGUGAUUCAAAAAAGAAAACAUGAGAUACUUGGAUUAGGCCAGCAAGCUUUUUCAUGUGUUGGGCACACUGCAGUUUGACUGUCGUUGUAAACAGGGACAACAUGUGCAGGUCAACGUUUGGUCAACACCUUCAGUCCGUUAAUAUUCAAUUACCUCCAAUUUUUUUUGCCAAAUUCAAAUUGGCUUCUACAUCAACUUGAGUUUAAGGAUGGAGUUUGAGGUUAGCUAUGCUAUAUUCUCACGUAGAAGACGAAGACUGAUUUAAAGCAGCGGUACUCACUCAUAUUGGUAUGCCGUCUAUAUGCAUCUUCUUCUAUUAAACCACCCCACCUGCAUAGACCAAAAUUUAAUACGAUGUUGAAAACACAAAAGUAAAUGAAUGGUGUCGAAUAAGUAAAAACUGAGUGCGUUGCAUGGGGUAGUUAUGACGAGCGAGUGACUUGAUUGUGUGAACACGUACGUAUUCAUGUUAGAGAAGGAAUCAAGACAUGAUUUUAGUUUA
Molecule: messenger RNA, 2129 nt
Organism: Andrographis paniculata
Lineage: Eukaryota; Viridiplantae; Streptophyta; Magnoliopsida; Lamiales; Acanthaceae
Exons: 20
Coding region: 183-1601 (472 amino acids)
Source: RefSeq, a predicted model, not a curated record